CACACACACACCUGUCUCCCUGACUCUGCUUAAUCGGUGUGUGUGUGCAUGUGCGUGUAUGUUAGCUCCCAGUCCAGUGGAGUUUUUUAUCCUCAGUAAGACCACCUCGUCUGUGACAGUUGGCUGGGGCCAAGCCAGCGGCGAUGUGAAAGGCUUCAUCCUGUCAAUUACAAACCAAACCUCCAAUCAGCAGCUGAACCUCUCUGCCCAGGAGACAUGGUGAGUCCUGCCCUCCUGGCACACUGUCCUUAUUGGCUGAUCUAGCUGCCCCUUGCUGUCUGGGUAACACUGGUUGUGUUUGUGUGUGUUCGCAUGUUUGUGUGUGUGUGUGUGUGUGUGUGCGCGUGCGUGCGAGCGUGUGUGUGAGCGUGUGUGUGUAGGUCCUACAGGUUUGAGUGCCUCUCCCCAGGAAGCCAUUACACAGUAGAUGUUAUCAGCAGCAAUGGAGAGAGGAGGAGUACAAAUGCUUCUGUAGACAUCAACACCAUCAAAGGAGCCCCACAGGAAGUGCUGCUGGUGGAAGAGGAUGUGACCUCAUCAGUGUUUGUGAGUUGGGGAGCUGCCGCAGGGGGAUGGAGGGGUACAAGCUACUGUUGUGUCCAUCAGGGGACAAGUCGUCAUGUCGUGAGAUGGUGGUCCAUAGCAACAGUCUCCAAGUUGGAGGUUUGACCCCAGGAUCAGAUUAUGACAUUACCAUCCUUAGCCUGCUGGGAUCAGACACCAGGCAACCUGUCAUUACACAGUUCUCCAUACGUCCGGCUGGUGUGUGUUCCCUCGCUCUCCUCCAUGUUAACUCUUCCUGUGCCGUGGUGAAGUGGGAUGCUGCCAUUGGCCAGUUUGACUUCCACAGGGUAACUGUGGGAAAUGGCUUGCAUUCACACACGCUAGUGGUUGAGGCACGGCUGUAGCUACAACAUGAGUGUGGGGUGCAUCAGACAAGAAGUGGCAGGGACAACAGCCUCCCUGACCAUAACGACAGUACCGGGCCGUGUGAGGGGUGUGUGUAUGGUGAGUGUGUCUGCUCAGAACUUCUCUCUGCAUUGGGAGCAGUCAGAGGGGUGUGUGGACCAGUACCUUGUCAGCCUGCUGCCCAUCCAAGGAACUGUCUCUGUCUACCACACACACAAUGGACACGUACAGGCUGAUGUAUCCAGUAUGAGUUCUCGAACAGCGUUUACAGUCAUGGUGACUGCCGCGUCCUCCUCCAACCUCAGCCCUCCGGUCAGCCGCAUUAUCAACACCAACGAAACCGCCCCAACAUCCCCACCUACCAAUCUAGAGGGAGAGAGGGUAGGCUCCAAUGGGAUCCUUCUGUCUUGGACCAUGCCCUCUGACUCUCCCAUCGACGGUUAUGUGAUCAGGUACAAGGAGAUGUGUCCAUAUCCAGAUACCACCUUCAAAGAGGUGACCAAGCACCUAGAUGUCCCUGAGACCCUCCUCAACCUCUUUUUACCAGGAUCUACCUAUAACAUUAAGGUUGCAGCAGAAAACUCUGCUGGUAUUGGUCCCUAUAGCAAGUCUAUGUACAUCAAAACUGCUGAGGCCCCCCCCGGCCUGGUGACUAAUCUGACAGCAUUUGCUCAGAACCACACGUUCGUAGUGGUCACGUGGUUCCUGCCGCUCCGCAUCAACGGUCUGAUCAACAAGUUUGCGGUCAAAGCCAAACACGCUCGUACCGGUCAGACUGUCCGCAUGCUGGAGCUGGAUGCUGAGGAAAUCAUGACCGUAGCGCUACCACACUGCAACGAUGCAGUAGAAAUCCUGUCUCGUGGAACCGCAAGUCCAUCAGAGGUGACAGCGUCCUCUCCUCCUGUCACCCUGUCAGCCGUCCCACCUGCCGCCACAUGGGCUGUACCAAUAUCCGUAGGGGUGGACCAGCUGCGACCCUACACAGCAUACGUCUUCGAAGUGUCCGCUUUCACCUCCGACGGAGAGGGACAGGUAGCCUCCACCAUGGUCCGCAUGCCUGAGUCAGCCCCAGAGGACCCUCCCUACAACCUGUCGGUAUGGAAUGUGACGUCUAAGUCAGUCUCUGUCUCCUGGGAUCCGCCAACCAUUGUUACCGGACGCUUCAGCUACGUCACCCAUCUCUACGGCCCCACAGGGUUUAUCUAUGAGAACAGCACAGGGGACCUGAAGUUUGCGUACUCUGGUCUGACUCCCUACACACACUACAGAGUAGAGGUCCGGGCCAAGUCUGCUGGCUUGCUGGGGCCUGAGGCCUUUUCUGCAGUACUGACACAUUCUGAGGCUCCCAGUGCGGUGCAGGCUCUGCAGGCAGUAGCACUAGACUCUGUGUCGGUGGGUGUGAGUUGGAGAAGCCCUGCCCAACCCAAUGGUCUGAUCACACAGUACAGACUCCUGGUUCUGUCUGACAACACACUGCUGCAGGACAUCACUCUCAUCGGAACACAGAACCUAAAUGACACUGAUCUCCAUGGUGAUGGAACGUUAGUGCCAGGUAUCCCUGGUGACUCUCUGCGGCGUAAGAGAUCAGCUGACCUCAGCCUGACCACCUCUCCGCUUGCAUUCACGGUCACCCUGUCCGACCACACAGUCGUCACUGGCAUGACCAUGACCACAACCAGCCGCACACACAGCGCUUCAACCCCCCCUGACCUUAAUCCUAACCUUGACCACAACAAUUACACUGUCCCCACAGUCACUGAGAGCCCCAGUCUGACCAGUAUGGGCCCUGGGACUGACCAGACCUCUGACUUUCCAGACUCCUCCCCUAUGACCUUUGAUGCUGUAACUUCAGGGACUUCUGUCCUCUCCAUGACCUCUUCAACCCCGGCCACACCCCUCCCCUGGCUCACUGCCAACUCACAUCCCGGCCAGCUCACCUCUGGCCAGCCACGCCUCUCCACCCGUUCUGCACCUGCAGUCACUGGACACCUCCAGACACUCCCCUCCACCAGGGCUGCAGCCUCCAGCACCCCGGGAGGACUGUAUGUGAGAGAGGAGGUGAUAGACAUGAAGUCUGAGGAGCUGUCUUACCUUGUCUCUGGUCUUAGUCCCUUCACUGAAUACACCUUCACUGUUACCGCUGCUACUGCUAUUGGAGAGGGUCCUGCCUCACACGUCUCUGAGAAGACCCGCGAGCAGGUUCCUAGCUCAGUGGUGGCUGUGUCCUAUCAGAACGUUAGCUCCACUUCCAUCCUGGUCAGCUGGACUCCGCCCCUCUACCCCAACGGACGAAUCACACAUUACACCGUUUACGGACUCAACCUGCACAGCAACCAGGCCCUGCAGAGAGUUACAAACAACACCAGCAUACUGCUCACAGGGCUGGAGAAGUAUACCGGUUAUAAGCUGCGAGUGGCUGCAUCUACUGCUGUAGGAGAGAGCUCUCUGUCUGACCGAGACGAUAUCUUCGCUGUCACACCCGAGGAUGAACCUGACUCCCCACCCAUAGGAUUAACAGUGGUAGACACCUCUCCUUCCACCACCACCCUCUCUUGGUCACCCCCGGAGAGAGCCAAUGGAGUGAUCCAACAGUAUGAGGUCCUGUACAAGAACCAAUCAUAUGUGGCAGUGUUGAACAGCUCUGUCCCCAGAGUGACUUUGACGGGGCUGAUGCCGUUCUCCUACUAUAACGUGUCUGUCAGAGCAUACACACGCCUCGGACACGGGAACCACACCUCAGACACACUCACUAUGCUGUCUGGGGAGGACGUACCGGGAAGUCCUCCCUACGGCCUGUCCUAUGAGUCCGUCAGUCCCAAUGAGGUGAAUGUGACCUGGGAACCCCCCCUAGUGCCUAAUGGAGUUAUCACGCACUACAGCCUUGAGCUGCGAAACUCUUCCCACUUCCUCAACCUGACCACACCCAUUAGCCACGUCCAGAUCACUCACCUAAGGAAGUUUGCGCAAUACACUCUGGUGGUGAAGGGACACACACGAAUGGGCCCUGGAAACCACAGCAGUGACCCACUCAACAUCACCACACUGGAGGAUGUGCCCAGUGAUCCGGUCCACAAUCUCAGUGCUCAGAUCUUCAGUUCUACAGCCAUCAUAGUAAGCUGGGACCCCCCUAUGGAACCCAAUGGACGCCCCUUCUACUUGCUCACCCUGCAGGAAGCAGGACACCCCCAACCCCCUAAACCUCUGAACCCCUCUUACCCUAACACCAACCCCCCCGGACCCCCCGCUGUCAACAAUACCAUCACCAAGACAACCAACGAUAACGUCUUCCUGUUUACCAAACUCAGGAAGUACUAUCCCUACGUCUUCACCGUUACCCCGGCAACCAGCGCCGGCCCGGCCCACAACCACACCAGCCUGCUGCACGUGAGGACUGAUGAUGAUAUUCCCAGUUCAGCUCCAGUGCUGGUGUCCUGUAGGAACCUGUCGUCCUCCUCUGUGUCUGUGGUGUGGCAGCGCCCCCUGGAGGCCAAUGGAGAGAUAACAGAGUAUUCCCUCACCAUGUUCGGCCCUGGCGGCUCCAACACCACACACACCCCCAACACCAUCCUCACACUCACACAGCUUCUGCCCUACACAGCCUACAACCUCUCCAUCACCGCAGCCACACGCAAGGGCUCCGGACCCCCGCUCCUACUGAUGCUGCACACAGAUGAAGCAGGUCCGAUGUCUCCUCCCCGGAACCUGUCUCUGUAUAACCACACAGCCUUUUCUGUGUGGCUGACCUGGGAACCCUCUCUGGAACCCAAUGGUGUGGUCACAAACUACGGCUUCAGGAUCUGGGAGAUUAACACAAACACAAUCAGAUAUCAGAACUCUACAGGUCCGUGGACAGAAGGACAGCUGAGUGGGUUCAGGCCUCACAGCUCCUAUGAGAUCAGUGUGCUUAGCUACACCAGAGUGGGUCAUGGAGACCAGUAUAGCACUCCUGUGUCCUUCACAACCAAUGAGUCCGUGUCUGAAGUUGUGGGUAACCUGUCCUGCUCUGGUCUGGGCUGGGACUCUGUGUUUCUACACUGGGAGCCUCCAGCCAACCCCAAUGGACUCAUCCUGUACUACCAGGUCCAGGUGGACAGACACUCAGACUCACAGUCAUACAUACACCAGGCUGACACAAACCAGUAUACGGUCAGCGGGCUGGCACCGGAUGCAGAAUUCACACUCACCGUAACAGCUGUCAACUCUGCUGGCCCAGGAGACCAGGUCAACUGUACUGCCUACACACACCCCGAGUCAGUUCCUGGUGUCCCUCGAUUCCUGAGUGUGUCAGAGGCCACGUCCACCAGCGUGACGCUCCAAUGGGCUGCUCCCCUCUCUGCUCUGGGCAUGCUCACUGAGUACCACAUCACUGUGCAGCUGCUGUCACCUGACUGCCUGUCCAACACACCCCUUUCUGAAGCCACACCCCUCCCAGAGCCGAGCCCUUCCCUGGCUCCAGGCUGCGUGGAUCAGGAGGUGUUGGUGUCAGUGAAUGGUUCUGAUGGUGGGGAGGGCAAUAGGAGCAUCACUCUCCAGUCUCUGGUCAAGUACCGCCUCUACCGCUUCAGAAUCACAGCCCUUACUAAUGCUGGGCCAGGAGAACACACACCCUGGAGAUACACACACACAUUGGCUGGGAACCCUGAUGCCCCUCCCAGCAACCUCUCAAUGACCAUGUCCUCCAAUGGCCUCCGUAUCGAAUGGCAACUCCCAGAUGUGAUUACCGGCCCCACUUCCUACCUCAUAGACGUAAUCUCUCUGGAUAGCGAGGGGUUAAACCAGUCUAUAGUUCGCGGCCCAGAGGAGCUGAGGACCGUAGUUGUGUCAAACCUGACUGCGUUCACUCGCUACUCUGUGACCGUGACCGCCUUCACUGGACGACUGGAGAACGCACGGCGGGACGGACAGGCCACUGAGCCCACUGUCAUCAGAACAAUGGAGGAGGAGCCCAGGGAUCCCCCUAAGAACGUGACCCUCCAGGUAAUUCCAGAGGAAGUGACCCGUGUGUUUGUGACCUUUGCCCCCCCGGAGGAGCCUAAUGGGAACAUCAGUUCCUAUACGGUGCUGGUCUACCGCCAAGGCCAGCUAGAGAUGACCAUCGACCGCCUCACCGUAGUCCAAAACGAGAACCGCACCCUGACCGCAGUCAUCGACGGGCUGAAGGGAGGCUACAACUAUAGUAUACGGAUUGCAGCGGUAAACGGAGCAGGUUUAAGCCCCCCCAGCUCAGAGGUUCAGAUCACUACAGGGAUCAAAGCUCCUGCCAAGCCCACCCAGAGACCCCAGGUGAUGUUGGACCGAGGAGGAGUUGCCAUGGUAACCUCCAGAAGCAUCAUUGUUCGCAUGCCAGCCUGUUUCUACAGCAAUGACAACGGACCAAUCAGCAGCAUCCAGGUCAUCAUGUCCGAAUCUGGGGUGAUGGACAGCAUGAACCUGACCAACUGGAAGACAGCAUUUCUCUCUCGUCCCGCCCCCUACCUAACAGACAAUGGCUUCCCCAACCCUCUCUGCGUGAGGGACCGUAUGAGCAGGGACACACAAACCAGCAGACUCACUUUCUCACGCAUUAGACACAGUAUUGUGAGGGACAGGGUUCUGGGACAUAGAGACUCAGGGGGGGAGCGCAUAGACCACCAGGAUGAUCACUAUGUCAUCGGAGAGAAGGACAACUGUCUGACUGAAGAGUACAGUAACACACUCUGUAACGGACCCCUCAAACCAAACACUGUCUAUGUGUUUAAGUUCCGAGCCACCAACAUCCGGGGCCAGUACACAGACUCCGACUACUCUGAGCAUAUCAGAACAGCAGUGGAUGGGUUGUUGACCAGAGAUGAACAGAUCAUUCUGGGAGUUCUCCUCUCCUUCUUCCUGGCCCUGCUGCUCAUCCUCAUCAUCUACGCCUCUGUCAGGAUCCGUCAGCGGCAGAAGGAGGGCGGGACCUACUCUCCCCGGGAGGCGGAGAUUAUAGAGACCAAGUUUAAACUGGAUCAACUGAUUGCUGUGGCUGACCUGGAGCUGAAGGAAGAGAAACUACACCGGUAUUCCUCCUUCUUCUUUAGACGGAAGGAGAUAUUUGUCAUCCAACUUCUCAGCUACAGAAAGUCUCUCAAGCCCGUCAAUAAGAAGUCUUUCCUGCAGCAUGUAGAGGAUCUGUGUGCCAACGAGAACACCAAGUUCCAGGAAGAGUUUGCAGAGUUGCCCAAACUGCUGCAGGAUCUGGCUACUUCAGACGCUGACCUUCCCUGGAACAGAUCCAAGAACCGCUUCACUAACAUCAAACCCUACAACAACAACCGUGUGAAGCUCUUGUCUGAACCUGGCAUGCCUGGAUCUGACUACAUUAACGCUAGCUUCAUCUCAGGUUACCUGUGUCCUAGUGAGUUCAUCGCGACCCAGGGUCCUCUCCCCGGCACUGUGGCUGACUUUUGGAGGAUGAUCUGGGAGACUCGCACACGAACCAUCGCUAUGCUCAUACAGUGCUAUGAGAAAGGAAGGAUCCGGUGUCACCAGUACUGGCCAGAGGACAAUAAGCCAGUGACAGUGUUUGGGGACAUCAUCAUCACCAAGCUGACAGAGGACGUUUAUCCUGACUGGACCGUCAGAGCUCUCAAAGUGGAGCGGCAUGGGGACUACAUGGUGGUUCACCACUUCAACUACACCUCCUGGCCAGAGCAUGGUGUACCAGAUUCCAGCACCACACUCAUACAGUUUGUUCGAGCCAUCAGAGCCAACAGGCAUGAGAACACUACUAUAGUGGUGCACUGCAGUGCUGGCGUGGGCAGGACAGGAGUGUUUAUAACGCUGGAUCACCUGAUCCAACACGUCAGUGAUCACGACUUUGUGGACAUCUACGGUCUGGUGGCUGAACUACGCAGUGAGAGGAUGUGUAUGGUGCAGAACCUGGCCCAGUAUAUGUUCCUACACCAGAGUACUCUGGACCUGCUGAACAGUAAAGGAAACAGCCAGUCCAUCUGGUUCAUCAACUACUCUGCUCUGGAGAAGAUGGACUCACUGGAAGCUAUGGAGGGUGAUGUCGAGCUGGAAUGGGAGGAGACUACGAUGUAAAGGCUGAGAACUUAUCAGUCAGCUUCACACCUGAUGAACACACAUCUAUCCCUGGGUCAUGGGGCCAAAUCCUGGACACACUGACUGUUUGUCAGAUGGAUUGCUCCACCAGAGAUGGAGGGAGAGAGAAUUGUGUAGUCCAGAGUCAUGUUUCCUCUAGCUUCUUUGGGAACACAAGUUGUCCUUUUCUGGCAGGAGGGUCAAAACAACAACAGAAACUUAGUUGUUUACCUGGCCUGAAUCAUCACACAAUUACAGUCCUCGUGGAGUCCUGCAUCUUUUGUAAAAGUUCACAGGCAGAAAAGAUAGGGAUAUAUAUCACACAUGGAGGUUUACAGGUAUCUUGCAAUAGUCAUUCCACUGUGUAUUUCAUUGGAUUCUUGUAUCAUGUUUUUGUAUAUUAGGUUUUUCGGCCAAAUAGUGUUGUCACGGUGUUCAUAUGUUUCCUUCGCUGUGUUACUACGUUUAUAUCACGUGUUGCUAUGUUUGUCAUUGUAAUUGGGAGGUUUGAGGUAUAAUAUAUUUGUGGGGUGUUCUUGUGUAUUUGAUGUAUUUUGUUCCACAUCUGUGUUUUGGACCAGAAGUAAAAUCAACUCCACUACUCA
Molecule: messenger RNA, 8576 nt
Organism: Oncorhynchus mykiss (rainbow trout)
Lineage: Eukaryota; Metazoa; Chordata; Actinopteri; Salmoniformes; Salmonidae
Source: RefSeq, a predicted model, not a curated record